Messenger RNA from Gracilinanus agilis (Agile Gracile Mouse Opossum), 680 nucleotides. RefSeq names its product N-terminal glutamine amidase 1 (gene NTAQ1). Gene Ontology annotation, molecular function: protein-N-terminal glutamine amidohydrolase activity; protein-N-terminal asparagine amidohydrolase activity. Gene Ontology annotation, cellular component: nucleus; cytosol. The record is from RefSeq and is a predicted model, not a curated record. Lineage: Eukaryota; Metazoa; Chordata; Mammalia; Didelphimorphia; Didelphidae. The transcript has 6 exons. Bases 79 to 513 code for a protein of 144 amino acids.
CUUUGUGAAUACAUAAAAAACCAUGAUCAAUAUCCUUUAGAAGAAUGUUAUGCAGUCUUCAUAUCUAAUGAGAGAAAAAUGAUCCCAAUCUGGAAGCAGCAGGCCAGACCUGGAGAUGGACCUAUCAUUUGGGAUUACCAUGUUGUUUUGCUUCAUGUUUCAAGUGGAGGACAGAGUUUCAUUUAUGAUCUUGAUACUGUGUUGCCAUUUCCAUGCCCCUUUGACACUUAUGUAGAAGAUGCCUUUAAGUCUGACGAUGAUAUUCAUCCACAAUUUAGAAGAAAAUUUAGAGUGAUUCGAGCAGACUUGUAUUUGAAGAACUUUGCAUCUGAUCGAUCUCACAUGAAAGAUUCUAGUGGAAAUUGGAGAGAGCCUCCUCCUCCCUAUCCUUGCAUUCAAACUGGAGCUUCAAAAAUGAACCUGGAUGAUUUUAUCAGUAUGAAUCCUGAGGUUGGAUGGGGAGCUAUAUACACAUUACCUGAUUUUGUACAUCGAUUUGGCAGUAAAAACUGAUUUCAGCAUAUGGCCAUGGAAAAUGGAAUAAUUCUGGGGAACAUAUUUGCUUUUCUUUUUGCAUGAUGUGAAUACCAACACAAUCCAGGUUCAGCGCUAUCCAUUAAUUACCUCCCUGGCUCUGCAUUAACAAUGUGGUUGAAAAUAAAGAAGAGAUUAUGAAGCUG